Eremothecium sinecaudum is the source of this 327-nucleotide messenger RNA. It is a transcript of the gene EMC6, whose product is annotated as Emc6p. NCBI's taxonomy places the organism in Eukaryota, Fungi, Ascomycota, Saccharomycetes, Saccharomycetales, Saccharomycetaceae. Gene Ontology annotation, cellular component: membrane; endoplasmic reticulum; EMC complex. Gene Ontology annotation, biological process: protein folding in endoplasmic reticulum; autophagosome assembly. The coding region runs from base 1 to 327 and encodes 108 amino acids. The transcript has a single exon. The record is from RefSeq and is a predicted model, not a curated record.
AUGAACGCUAUUCAGGAUGGCAUCCACCAAUUGAAAUCACCAAGGUCUAUAACAUUCAACAAUAAACAACUAAGGUAUGUUCAGGAUAUGACAACGUUAGCCUUUGGUUGUGGUGCGGGCAUUCUACAGUUAGAAUCGUUGGAGGGAUUCGCUAUGUUUUUUGUUAGCUAUAUAGCUGUUGGCUUCCUAUUCAUGAUUUGGCUAUGUCAAGGUGAACCAUCGAAGUAUUUCUCAAAUCCCGUACAGGACGUCUUCUUUUCUUCUCUCGUAAGGGAGCUGGCCGGAUUCAUUAUGGCAUGGACUUUCGUGUACGCUCUUCUGGGAUAG